Prorocentrum cordatum is the source of this 1007-nucleotide messenger RNA. NCBI's taxonomy places the organism in Eukaryota, Dinophyceae, Prorocentrales, Prorocentraceae. The record is from the annotation of a GenBank genome assembly.
AGGAGGAGAGCGCCGAGGCCGCGGGGUGGUGCGCGAGGCUCUGCGAGAGCCAGCAAGGCGCGGACGCGUUCGCGGACGCGGACGGCCUCGACGCCUUCCUGGCCGUGGCCAUGGGCCAGUCGAUGAAGGACCCGAGGGCGGCGGUGGCGGCGGCGGCCUGAUGCAGGCGCUGGCGCAGGCACUCAUGGCCGAUGUGAGCGAGUUCAAGCUCGCCGUCUUCGACACGAUCGCCGCGGCGGCACGCUGGCCCACGCUGCGCGGCCGUGUCGCGGGCUCGGGCGUGCUGGGCGUUCUGACGGCCAUGCUCCUCGCUCCGCGGCACCCGCCACCGGUCAAGGCCCUCAUGGCGCGCCUCUGCGGCCUGCUGGGGGUGGACGCCCCGGAGGCUGCGAGCCAGGGCGGCCCGCGCCGGGCCGAGGAGUUCGCAAAGCUGCGCAAGCAGCUGGUGCACUCCAACGCGCUGGCCGCCCUCGUCGCCCAGGCGCGGCCGGGCGCCGACCCCGAGGCGGCGGCCGCAGCCGCGGGCGCGCUGGCCGCCCUGGGCGGGAGCGAGAGCGAUGAGGCCACGCGGCGGGCGCUGGGCGGCGCGGGUGCCGUGCGGGCGCUCCUCGCCCGGCUGCCCGAGGACCAAGCGGCCAGCGACCCCGGCGAGGGGCCGGCGGACGCCGCCUCCAGUGAUGACGAGCAGGACUUCGGGCGGCGCGGGCGACCAGGCGCUGGUUUCCGCCCGCGGAGGCGCUGGCGCAGCUGGCCGCGGUCGAGGGGGCGGGCGCGAGGACGACGGGAGAUGCUGGCAGCGUUGUGGGAGCCGAGCGCGGUCGCGCGGCUGUGGCGGCUGGCGGGCGACGUCGACUCCGGGGGCGCGUCGGGCGCGCGCCGGGGCACUGGCGCGGUGGAGCACGCCCUGCGCUGCCUUGCCCUGGUGGGCGCGCGCGCAGGCGUCUGGCCAGAGCUGAACGAGGAGUUCACCGCCUCCCUUGUGCGCCUGCUCGUCUUCGGCAGCGAGG